Messenger RNA from Entamoeba dispar SAW760, 453 nucleotides. Its product is annotated as nuclear transcription factor Y subunit B-2, putative. Gene Ontology annotation, biological process: regulation of transcription by RNA polymerase II. Gene Ontology annotation, cellular component: CCAAT-binding factor complex. The coding region runs from base 1 to 453 and encodes 150 amino acids. Gene Ontology annotation, molecular function: RNA polymerase II cis-regulatory region sequence-specific DNA binding; protein heterodimerization activity; DNA-binding transcription activator activity, RNA polymerase II-specific. The record is from RefSeq and is a predicted model, not a curated record. The transcript has 3 exons. NCBI's taxonomy places the organism in Eukaryota, Evosea, Mastigamoebida, Endamoebidae.
AUGUUUAGUGCUUCUGACACUCCUCAACAAGACCAUAACGCUCAACAAGAUAAAUGGAAAUCACAACCGGUUGAUAGCCUUUCUUUACCAGUAGCAAACACUAUCCGUGUAAUGAGAAAGUCAGUCUCAAUGCCUAAUGGAUCUGCAGUACGUAUUUCUAAAGAUGCUCAAGAAUAUAUGACUGAAUUAGCAACGGAAUUUUUAUCAUUUAUAGCCUCUGAGGCUGCUGAUGUACCAAAAGGAUCGGUGAAGUCUAAACACACUCUUACAGGAGCGGACGUUAUAGAUGCAUUAGAUAGACUAGGAUUUGAAGAUUAUUGUCCUUCACUUCAAAAACACUUAAACCACUUUCGUCAGGUGAAUGCACAAGAUGAUGGGUAUGAACCUAGAAAAGAGUUUUAUGAAAGUCAUAUUUCGAUGAAUGAUGAAUUUCCACCUCAACCUCCAUGUUAA